AUUGCUGGGUCCCAAAGAUGGACGAGCCUGGGCCUGCGCUGCGACUGCUGAAACGGCGACUGAAGCAGCGCAUCUGCAGCUCUGAGCUGCGGGCUUUGCCGGCCUCACCUGGGCGUGCAGAAGGGCCAAAGAUUGAUUGGCCUGGAUAUCCAUCUGCCAGCCAUGUUGCAGCGCCGAAACAAGGUGCUGGGACUUUGAGGCCACAUCCAGGCUCCUCUCAGUCCUUGCAACUUCCGAGCAAAGACUUGGAGGCGGAGGAUGAUUCCACAAAGCUGGAACGCCCGGCGAAGGAACACCAGGAACUUGGAGGAGAAGCGGCCCUGAGCUUUGUGCUGCUGCCUGCGGCACCUGCCCUGUGGAAAUUGGAGGGGAAGCGAGUGCUCCUGUUCCGUCCAGGCAGCACCUUGGAGCCGCGAAGCUAUGAUUUGCAUGGGGGUGCAAUGGAAGUGAGCCCGACUGGAGGACCUUUCACAGUUGUAGACCGCUUGUUGCCAAUGAUGCGACACGCCGUGCUCCAGGCCCAAAGCCUGUGCAUUUGGUUGCAUGGCCGCCGCGGCAGUGGUAAAAGCCGGCUCAUGUGGGGUUCUUUGCAAGACACAAGGCUGGAGCAUCCUGGAGUGGCACAAGUGCUGGCAGAUGGCUUGUUUCACACUUUGAAGGAGCUUGAACUGCUUCCAAUACGAGAGGGAGAUGACAAGGUCCUGGUCACACUUCAGUUUCUUAAAUUUGGGGUUGAAACCGAGCUGUGCGGAGAUUGCCUGGUCGGUCCAGACUUUGACCCACACCUCAAGCCGCGAGAAGCUUUGCUGGGCAACGGCUUUUUCAUGGAUGGUGCACCAGAACGAGAAGUGAGGCAACUCUCUGAGCUCCAGCUGGCCUUGCAGCGUGGUGUUGAUAGAUUGCGCCAAGUGGGCACCUUCCAGAGUGGAACUUGCAGAAAGGAGGAUGCCAUGGCACAUGGACUUUGCACGUUCAGGAUCCGGCGGCGAGUGGGAUCCGAAGUGCAUACCAGCACCAUCCACUUGCUAGACUUGGUGGGGGCGCAGAUGUCGGCAGAUGCCAAGACGAAGAAACGGACCUCUCAGGAGGACCGGACACUGAAGGCAAUGCUGAGAGUAGUUGAUGCCUUGGCAGAGGAUCCAGAAUACAAAUUCAGAGAUGGUCACACGGCGCCGCGACACAUCCCGCACAGAGACUCCAAGGUCACCCGGCUUCUGCGGCCCUGUUUGGGUGGGUCUGGCCGUUCCGUGCUGCUGAGUUUUGCAGAGGGUCACGAUGCCAUUCUGGCGGAGCUGGAGCUGGCAACGAGACAUGAGGGCAUGACCAGCGAUGGAGUGCAGAGCUGCAUAUUUGACCGCGAGAGCAAGAUGAAGGAGAUUGAAGAUGAGGUGGCCGCCCUAUGCCGAAAGCUGGGCAUAGUGCAGCCGCAGGAUAUGCAGUUGACCAUGGACGCGUCCAAUGAAGAGGUUCGUUUAGCAGAGCUGCUUCAGCUGCGUCGUCGGGUGCUGAACUUUGAAGAUUGGCGGCAAAUUCGACAGGGUGGGCUAAGCUUCCACAAGAAGCGAAACGAAGGAAUGUGAAGGAAGUUGAUUUGCAAAAGCUGCAAGUGGAACGACGUCGCAAUGUUUAAUUUGAAGCAUAGUAUUUCUGCCAUGACUUCUACGGCAAGCAUGUGGGAAGGACUCAAUACAAUUCCUUUCAGUGUCGUGGGGGUCUUGAGACUGGCUUGGCGAAUAAAUACAAGCUAUGGCACUGAAUCAUUUGAGUGGCAGAUUCCCAGUUUGGAGUUUCCUGACUUGAAAAUCGCUCUCCAUCGUGGUUUUUUGCUUGCGAGGCGACAAGCAAACUGCUGCUGGACGGAAAAGUGAGGCUAGCUGAUGCUCAGGGACACUGAAGCCUGAAGCAUU
This is a messenger RNA of Cladocopium goreaui, 1907 nucleotides long. NCBI's taxonomy places the organism in Eukaryota, Dinophyceae, Suessiales, Symbiodiniaceae. The record is from the annotation of a GenBank genome assembly.